AUGAAUAUCUAUCUAUCCAUCUAUCUAUCUCAUUCUGUUCAUAUCUAUCUAUCUAUCUAUCUAUCUAUCUAUCUAUCUAUCUAUCUAUCUCAUUCUGUUCAUAUCUAUCUAUCUAUCUAUCUCAUUCUAUUCAUAUUUAUCUAUCUAUCGAUCGAUCUAUCUCAUUCUGUUCAUAUCUAUCUAUCUAUCUAUCUAUCUAUCUAUCUAUCUAUCUAUCUCAUUCUGUUCAUAUCUAUCUAUCUCAGUCUGUUUCUAUCUAUAUAUCUAUCUAUCUAUCUAUCUAUCUAUCUAUCGCAUUCUGUUCAUAUCUAUAUAUCUAUCUAUCUCAGUCUUAUUAUUUUUCUUUACGUUCUCUUUCUUUUCUUUCUUUCUUUCUUUCUUUCUUUCUUUCUUUAUUUAUUUAUUUAUUUAUUUAUUUAUAAAUUUUUCUGUAAUUUUUCUUCUUUGUUUCUUUUCUUUCUCAGUUUCUGUUCUUUCUUUAUCAUUUUUUUAAAAUUUUUUCUUCUUGUUCUUCUUUCUUUCGUUGUAACCACUAAUUACGUUUCCUUUACUUUCUUUCUCCCUCUUUUUCUUUCUUUCUUUCUUUCUUUCUUUUACAUACAUGUACCGAUAUGUACAAAUUAA
Molecule: messenger RNA, 624 nt
Organism: Acanthosepion pharaonis
Lineage: Eukaryota; Metazoa; Mollusca; Cephalopoda; Sepiida; Sepiidae
Source: the annotation of a GenBank genome assembly